CAGAAAUAAUUAGGAUAAGCCUCGUGGUAUAAUCCGAAAAUUAAUUCAUUUACCAAAGCCGCGCUCGUCAUAGUAUCCUUUUGAUAGAACGGAAUCAUCUACAAAAUAUAAGCACUGUAUAAUAUGUACUUACUAGGUAUACAUAAAUAUAUUAUAUACGUACCGUCUUUUAAUAACACAAUAGAUUUUUGUCAGAAAAAAACCUUAUAAUAAUAUAUCAUACUCACUUAUACACAAAUAUUCUAUACAGGAUGAUUCACCAAGCAUGCUCACCCACAUGUUCUUAUUUAAUAGGUAAUUUAUAUUUUAUUAAAACUCUGAUAGGUACCUAUUUGGAGUUCUAAAGGAUCAUAAUAUUUUAAAAUCCUUAGAUUUUUUUAUUAUUUAAUGAGUAUCCUGUAGUGCUACAAACAUAUUUUUCCAAUAAAUGAGAGCCAUCUUUUUUACUGUAAAUUGUUAAGCAGAUGAUUUUUAUUGUAUACAUUAACAUAAAAGUUAACUUACAUUUUAUAAAUUGAAAAAAAUUCCUGAUUAUACAAUUAUAUAAGGUGUCCAGUGAGUAUAUACUCAUUAGCCGUAGAGGGGACUAUUAGGAGGACUCACUGCCUGGAUAAAAACUGGCUUUUUGCUGUUUUACCUAUAAACUAAAAAAAAUGAUUAAAAAUAAUUAAAAUAAUUAAAAUUAUAUGAUGAAAGGUCAUCAUUUACGGAAAUAAAUCUUUAUAAAAUGACUAUUUUCGAUUGUCUUAAAAAUAUAAAAAAUAACAUUUCUUAACUUUUUUACCAAAAAAUGUAAUUAAAUUAAAAAAUAAAAUAUAUAUUGUAGUUCAUGUCUCUGUGAGUCUAAUAAAAAAUAUAUGAUAAAUGUAUUAUCUCAGGAGAUAUAUUAAUGAGUAAAUCCUCGAGAGAAACCUUGUACUAAUAAAAAGUACUAAAUAUUUAUUAAAUCUAUUUUGUAGUUUGUGUAAAACCAAUAUCUUUGGACUAUGAUCCUUAAAAGAUUAAUAACUCAGAAACUUCAUCUGAAUUAUCGGCCUGUCAAUUUACUAAGAUAAAAGGUAGUUUUCAUUUAAAAAAAAGAAGUUUAUACCAACACAGGACAUUGAUUGUAGUAAAAAUAUAAGCGUGGAAUGAUUACAAAUUGCAAUGGGACCCGAAGGAGUAUGGCGGCGUGCAAAUGCUCCACGUGCCUUCCGAUCACAUUUGGCGGCCGGAUAUCGUGCUCUACAACAACGCCGACGGCAAUUUCGACGUGACGCUGGCCACCAAAGCGACCAUAUACCACGUAGGACUGGUAGAAUGGAAACCACCAGCCAUAUUCAAAUCGUCGUGCGAGAUCGACGUGGAAUUUUUCCCGUUCGACGAGCAGACGUGCGUGUUGAAAUUUGGUAGCUGGACUUACGACGGAUUCAAGGUAGACUUGAGACACAUGGACGAAAAGGUCGGUUCAAACAUCGUCGACGUCGGAGUGGAUCUCUCAGAAUUUUACAUGUCGGUCGAAUGGGAUAUACUGGAAGUACCGGCAGUCAGAAACGAAAAGAUCUACCCGUGUUGCGACGAACCGUAUUUGGACAUAACGUUUAACAUCACCAUGAGAAGGAAAACGCUUUUCUACACGGUAAACAUCAUCAUACCGUGCAUGGGCAUCUCAUUCCUCACAGUUUUGACGUUCUACUUGCCAUCGGACAGCGGUGAAAAGGUGACGUUGUCUAUAUCAAUUUUGAUUAGUCUCCACGUUUUUUUCUUGCUGGUUGUCGAAAUUAUACCUCCGACGUCAUUAGUAGUACCAUUACUGGGAAAAUAUUUGAUAUUCGCUAUGAUACUGGUUUCAAUAAGCAUAUGUGUUACAGUAGUUGUAUUGAACGUUCAUUUCCGAUCGCCUCAGACGCACAAAAUGGCACCUUGGGUAAAAAGAGUGUUCAUCCAUAUACUGCCAAGACUUUUAGUCAUGCGAAGACCUCAGUACCAGUUUGAACCAAACAAAUUCAACGCCGGUUCGAUAAUGCUGAAGGGCAGAGACAUACAUCCGUGUUUCUUCCAGGCUGGCUGCGGCUACGAUAGCACGGAACCAGGAAAAGAUAAAGGUCGUCGACAAACAGACGACAGCAGCGUGUCGAAAGGCACCAGAGAAACAUCCAAAGAAGACUUAUCUAGUGACGGCGAAGGGGGAAGCUGUCAGAUACACGGAGUGGCGCAGAGUCUGAUUUCCGACGAGAUAUCAGUCACCGAAAUGACAACUGACUGCAGCAAGAGCUCAAUCCUGCUCAGGAGCCCCGGAUUUCUGCAUUCGUCCUGUCCUCCGGCCAUGCACAAGUCGUGUUUCUGCAUCCGAUUCAUAGCGGAACACACGAAAAUAACGGACGACGCGACCAAAGUGAAAGAAGAUUGGAAGUACGUCGCGAUGGUCUUGGACAGACUAUUUUUGUGGAUAUUCACACUGGCCGUGUUCGCGGGCACGGCGGGUAUUAUCCUACAAGCGCCCACGCUGUACGACGACCGGAUACCAAUCGAUAAAAAAUUCAGCGAAUACCAAACGUCACCUAGCAUAAGGAAGAAACUGAAGAUAGGCCGUUAUUGAAAUAAACUCAUAAAGAAAACGAGUUUUUUAUGAAUGAAAAGAAAAAUCCGAUUGGAGGACGCCUUUUACUCGGAAAGAUAUACAUCGUACAGUCUGACGCAACGCGAGGGCACCUAAAAACAACGAAAAAAAUCAAAUUCCAACGCCGAUAACGUCAUUUUUGUAGUUGCAGUUUCAGUUGCAGCGGUUGUACAUGAAUACAAUAUGACGAUAAUAAUAAUAAUAAUAAGUUAGCCAAAAAAAAAAAAAUAAAAAAAAAUUAUAAUUAUGUUACGUUUUGUACGUUUAAAUGUUGUUAUAUAUUAAGUUUUGUUAUAAUACUGAUAACGAUGAUUUCAAUGAUGCCCAGUAACAGAGUAAUUUAUUACGCAAUAAUAAUAAUGAUAAUUCACAGACGCUGCAGUACGCGGUGUGCCCAAUAUAAAAAAUAUUGUAUUAUUAAUUAUUAUUAUUAUAAUGACAAAAUGUAUGUUUAUUAUUAUUAAUUUAUUGUUGUGGCGAUGAUUAUAAUAUAAUAUUAUUAUUAUUAUCAUUCGGGUUGAAUUAUUAUUUAACAUUGGAUAAUAUUAUAAACUAUCUACUAUUAUUAUUAUGAUUAUUAUUGAUUAUGAAAUAUGCCAUUUACUAACGAUAAUAUUUUUUACGUGUUUAUGUUUUUUUUUUAUUAUUUAUAGUUGUACUGCGUUGUCAUUGUGCAGAAAUAUAUAUAUUUAGAUAGGGUCAUGCGUAGAGUGCCUUAAACAUAAUAUUAAUAUAUUCCUUAGCCUAUCGUAUUUACAUUCUAGUCGUAUAACUUAUCGUUUUACUCUUUUUGUAUAAGGUCGGAUUUAAAGUUAUGAGCGUUUGUUGCCUACGUGCCUACGUUUCAUUUGAAGAAUAUAAUAAUGUGUAUGAAAAAACUGCCAAAAUGUGUGUAACGUAAAAUAAUUGAUGUCUUAUAUUAAUGUUAUAGUUAAGAAUAUCAAUAACAACCUUAAACAUUUUGUUACACGGAUAAUUUGUACGCACCUAAACCGGGUUAACUGUAUUCUCUGUGAAUUGUUAUUGUUAUAAAAUAAUUCCUGUGACAUUUGCUAAUGACUCAACAAAUAAGAUUAAUGAAGAUGUAUAAUAUUACUGUUAUUUUAUUAAGCUGAUAAAAGUUAAACAUUUUCUACUUUUUUAAUAUUAUCGAAUGGUGAAUCAAAAAUUUGACUCAAUAUUUUCAAUAACUAAAUCACUAACCAUUAAUUUUAAUAUAAUCCAAAUAGAUCAGUCUAGAAGAAUAGAUUGGACCUUUCGUAUACUGAACAUCGGAAGCGUCCAUUGAUUACUAUUGUUCAACUCUUAUCGCUCAAUUAUCCAAAAUUUGCCUAGCCAAACUAAAAUAUUAAUAUUAAAAGCCAAAAAUCUUUAUCGGACUCAAAUAUGUUAUGCCCACGAUAAUAAUUAUUUAUACGUUUAACUGAAAUCUUCACGCGAAUGAAAAUUCAGAAAUCAUGUUAAUAACCGCAACCGUUAUCCGGAUGUUGUAAAUAUUGUGAAUUUAGAGUUUAAUGUUAAUCAGCUGCGAUCGAAUUAACGGGGGAACCAAAUUUAGCAUUACUCGUAGUCUUGUUAACUACAGCCGCAGGCGAUACACCGAAAUUAAAAAAUUAGAACAUUAUUGCUCAAUGGCUUUAAUUUCGUUUUUUUUUCUAAACUUUAAGAAAUAAUAAUAUCAUGUUGAAGGAUUAAUAUCCUAAAAAGGAUAAAAUAUCCUUAAUUAGGAGACAUAAAUUAUCAACUGUUAUUCAAACGAAAAUCGUAGAUUCUACUGAUUGAAUAAUAUUUACGUUUAUAUUUAAAGUGCAUGCUGUGGCGUUAAAUAUAUUAAGUGAAACUAUAGUUUGAUAGAACUAUAGUGUAAUAUAAUAUUGUUUUAAAUAUAUAGAAGUCGCAUGGCCAACACUCGUGUUGUUCUUGAUUGUGUGCUUAAUUAUGAAAUAGUUAAAACGAAAUAUUCAAGAAUAUGUACGUUAAUAAUGUUAUAAAUGUAAUGCGUGUGUAGGCAAAGUUGAAUUGAAAAUAUUUUAAUAAGUACCUACCUGUGUUAUUUUUUUUUCUGCUAGGGGGGUGGGGGUUACAAUAAACUGUGAUGUAUUAUAACGUUGUUAGAGUAAUAUCUGUUUAUGACUGUUUGUUAUAAUAAAUGCAUAUAGAAGGAACGUAAUGAAUAUAAACAAAAUCUAAAUACAUUAUAAUAUAGACACAUAAUUAACAAAAUAAAAAUGUAUGAUAUAUUGUGUAA
Messenger RNA from Metopolophium dirhodum (rose-grain aphid), 4847 nucleotides. It is a transcript of the gene nAChRalpha4, whose product is annotated as acetylcholine receptor subunit alpha-like. Gene Ontology annotation, cellular component: postsynaptic membrane; synapse; neuron projection. Bases 1178 to 2578 code for a protein of 466 amino acids. The transcript is spliced from 13 exons. The record is from RefSeq and is a predicted model, not a curated record. Gene Ontology annotation, biological process: nervous system process; monoatomic ion transmembrane transport; signal transduction. NCBI's taxonomy places the organism in Eukaryota, Metazoa, Arthropoda, Insecta, Hemiptera, Aphididae. Gene Ontology annotation, molecular function: transmembrane signaling receptor activity; acetylcholine-gated monoatomic cation-selective channel activity.